AUGGAAAUUGAUCUCUCAAUAAAAAAAGGUGACAAGCGUUCACGUUUGAGACGCCGCGUGAAAAGCUUUUCGGCUGGCAGUCUGCGUCCGUCACGAGCCGUACAUCCGGAUCAGUCUACUUCACGUCAGCCGACACCCGAACCUCAGACAUCGUUGUCCAGUAGACCCACACCGUCGCCACAGCCGACACCCGAUUCCUAUCAAGAAGAGCAACAACAACAGGUGUUUACGUUUAGCAAUAACUUUGAAUCGUCGACUACCGAUACUGGCGAUCCGUAUCACUACCUGACCGCAAACAGUAUGGGCAAUAGACAUAAUCGGGUGUCGGAAGUACAUCAAAACAGCAAAGAGGAUAAGGGAUUAUAUUUGGCCAGUGAUAAAGUGCUCGAUAUUAUCGGUUAUUUUAAUUACUCGUCGAUCAUAUCGCACGGUUUGGACGACUAUUUUCAUGGUAUAAUCCGGGGUAAACUUGAACGUACGUCCACCCUGUCCUACGACACACUGUUGACAACAUUCGCAUGGAUUAUAUUCAUACGUAACAUUGGUCUGGCCUUCAUCGAGGACCUGGAGUGGCGAACACUGUUGGGCGAAACGGAACGGAUUAGGCCGGAGCGCCAAUUGAUUAUGGUUUGCACCAUAUGGUCGAUAUACUAUACAAUCGUGUUUAAAGUCUACGAUAGUUCAACAAAAUCAAAAUAUUUUACAUGGCUUUCACCGUUUCAGGUGCUCAGAGGCCAAUCAGCCACCAAAGCCUACGGAUUGUCCACCAAAAUGGCCGAAGAUUGGCACAAAUAUACGAUAAACAAGUGGCGCCGUUAUAUGUUGGUCACAAUGAUACGGGCACUGGCAGGCAUUGGCUUUAUUUUAUGGGUCUGUACGGAGAGAUGGAAAUUCAGUUCCCAGUUCUUCAACAUAAUGCAAGUGUUUUGGUCGGCACUGAUGAUACUCUGGAUGUUCAUCACCACAAACAUGCUGUACGUUACGUACAUCUACUUUAACUCUCUGUGCUAUUACUUUAAGAUACGCUACGAAAAGAUCAAUUAUGACAUCGAGACGAUAAUAGUAGACGCGAGUCGGAUGAAGUCCAGCGAUCGGUCGGCACUAUUGUAUCACAUCCUUGUCGAGCACAACGAACUGUGUAUUAAGAUCUUCGACUAUAACCGGUUUUGGGCCAAAUGGCUGAUGAGUACCUACUUUUUUAUGGGCGCCCAACUGUGCUUUACACUGUUUCAGGCACUGUUUACUACCAAUCCAUUACUGGUUCGCGUAUUGAUGUUUGUCUUGGCCUCCGAAUCGGCCUAUAUAUUGACCACUAUCUCUGUCAAUGCCGCCAUACUCUCUAAUGCGGCACAUCAAUCUUAUACAAGAUUAAUACGGGUAACAUUUGAUAAAUACCCGGUUGAACUACAGAUACAGCUUCGUAUGUUUAUUCAGCGACUGUCUGGUCCAACGAUCGGCUUUUAUUGCUUAGAUCUGUUUGAGAUCACAUAUACCACAUAUGCCAGUAUUGUGGCGGCUUUGGGUCAAAACUUUUUGCUGAUCGUCGACUUUGUCCGCUCGUACGCCGAAGUGGGCAAAGAGGACGACAGUCUCGAGUACGCCUUCUCCCAGUUUACCGAAACGGUAUACAAUACGACAUUGACGGCCAUGUCGUUGACCGGUUUGACUACCGAAAGCAGUAUUCAUACGGUGGUAUCGGCGACGAGCCUCAGGAGAGACAACUUAUAA
Molecule: messenger RNA, 1728 nt
Organism: Oppia nitens
Lineage: Eukaryota; Metazoa; Arthropoda; Arachnida; Sarcoptiformes; Oppiidae
Exons: 8
Coding region: 1-1728 (575 amino acids)
Source: RefSeq, a predicted model, not a curated record